Messenger RNA from Pygoscelis adeliae (Adelie penguin), 3323 nucleotides. It is a transcript of the gene ZBTB2, whose product is annotated as zinc finger and BTB domain containing 2. The record is from RefSeq and is a predicted model, not a curated record. Gene Ontology annotation, molecular function: RNA polymerase II cis-regulatory region sequence-specific DNA binding; protein binding; DNA-binding transcription factor activity, RNA polymerase II-specific. Lineage: Eukaryota; Metazoa; Chordata; Aves; Sphenisciformes; Spheniscidae. Gene Ontology annotation, biological process: regulation of transcription by RNA polymerase II. The coding region runs from base 54 to 1622 and encodes 522 amino acids. The transcript is spliced from 2 exons. Gene Ontology annotation, cellular component: nucleus.
AUCUGUUAAGAGACAUCUACUGUUGCAUCUGUGCAUCUACUGUUAAGUUUUACAUGGAAGUCAUUUGCUUUUCAGAGUGUAAAAAAAUGGAUUUGGCCAACCACGGACUUAUUCUGCUGCAGCAACUAAAUGCUCAGAGAGAGUUCGGUUUCCUGUGUGACUGCACAGUUGCCAUUGGUGAUGUCUACUUUAAGGCACACAAAUCGGUCCUUGCUUCUUUCUCCAACUACUUCAAGAUGUUGUUUGUUCAUCAAACCAGUGAAUGUGUCCGUUUGAAAGCGACUGACAUACAGCCAGAUAUCUUCAGUUAUCUCUUGCAUUUGAUGUACACUGGGAAGAUGGCACCGCAACUCAUUGACCCAGUUCGACUAGAACAGGGAAUAAAGUUUCUGCAUGCAUAUCCACUAAUUCAAGAGGCCAGCCUUGCAAGUCAGGGAACUUUUUCUCACCCGGAUCAAGUUUUUCCAUUAGCAUCUUCAUUAUAUGGCAUUCAGAUUGCAGAUCACCAGAUAAGACAUCCCCCUAAGGUUACAUCAGCAACUGACAAACUCGGGCGAGAACCAAGGCCACAGACAUCGCGGAUGAACCAAGAGCAGGUUUCUGAAGGCUCACAGCUCUCGCAGUUAGCUACAACUCUGCCACAAGUGACCCGGACAAGUAUGUCCACUUCUGACCCACUGCCAUCUUCUUUAUCUCCAGAAUUGGUAUCUGCUGCUGGUAAUAAUUCACCUGCAGGAGAAGAGGCCAACAUGGAAGCAUCUUCUUCAGAUGAACAGCCCGCCUCACUCACAAUAGCACAUGUCAAGCCAAGCAUUAUGAAAAGGAACGGAAGCUUCCCAAAAUACUAUGCCUGCCACCUCUGCGGCCGCCGGUUCAAUUUGCGAAGUAGUUUGCGUGAGCACCUGCAGAUCCACACGGGAGUUCCCUUCACGUCUAGCCAGCAGGGAGAAAGUAAUAUUUCUUUGUCUCUCUGUAACAACACAGCUGAUAAAGAUGCCGUGGAAGUGCCUGAAGCAGGGAUGAUUAGUGACAGCGAGCUGCAGCAGAUCUCAGACUCCCCAAUAAUUGAUGGGCAGCAGCAGUCAGAGACACCGCCCCCCUCCGAUAUUGCAGACAUAGACAACUUGGAGCAGGCGGAUCAAGAGAGGGAAGUAAAAAGACGGAAAUACGAAUGUUCCAUCUGCGGUCGCAAAUUUAUUCAGAAAAGCCACUGGAGGGAGCACAUGUACAUACACACUGGCAAGCCCUUCAAGUGCAGCACUUGCGACAAAAGCUUUUGUAGGGCUAACCAGGCUGCCAGACACGUGUGCCUAAACCAGAGCAUGGACACGUACACGAUGGUGGACAAACAGACUCUGGAACUCUGUACUUUUGAGGAAGGCAGUCAAAUGGACAACAUGCUAGUACAGACCAACAAGCCCUACAAAUGUAACUUGUGUGACAAAACGUUUUCAACUCCCAAUGAAGUAGUCAAACAUUCGUGCCAAAAUCAAAACUCUGUCUUUACACUAGAAGAAGAUCGCUCCAUUCUGCUAGGUGGUGGGGACACAGAAGCCACAGAGACUGAUAAUGCAGUGUUAGCCUCCAUCAAAAAGGAGCAGGAAGCAGUGUUGUUAGACUGAAUGUGAAACCUAUAUCAAUUUUUUAAAGUUUCUUUACUCAUUUUUUAUUAAAUCAAUUUUUUCCUCCCCCCACCUCUUACCUCACUUACCCCUGCCAUCUUUUCCACCAGCCUCCUUCCCACCCUUUGUCUUCAGCAACCAGAACUGUACUGGCACGUUAGGAAAUUGGACUUUGCCUCUCCCACCAAAACAAACAAAAAGCUCUUGCAUCAAACCACAACAUAAUUGAUUUUAAUACAAAGGAACGUGUGAAAAAAUAAUCCAGCUAACUAUGUCGAUAGUAUUAGUUAAUGCAAAUUUAAUAGAUUUUAAACAAAAUUUAGAUUGCUUAAAAGUGUAUUUAGAUACAAUGAUGAGUGUAAUGAGAAACAGAGUAUCAGUUUGAUAAGCAAAGAAAAUAUAUAUAUAUAUAUAGGUUUCCCUGGUAAAAGGCAUUUCGAGAAGAUCUGGCAAAUUAAACACCGUGCUUUUUAGAAGUCCACAUGCAAGUUGAUUAAGGUUUUGACUUAAAACCCUCAGAACUUUUCUCAAUGAAUGCAAAAAUCUCUGUUCAUUGAGUUAAAAAGAGCUAAGGGUGUUGGGUUUCUUUUAGCCUUAUGUUUUCCUUCAAGUAUGCCUUUGGGUAUCUGUUUCAGAUAGCAUCCUUGAGUCAAGCUAAGUAGUUACUUAGUCAAAUUUUGACUUAAGUAGCUGUAAUAAUAAUGUGAUGGCAAUCUUUAUAUAUAUAUAUAAAAUACUGUAUAUGUAUAAAGAUUUUUUUAUAUAUAUAUAUAUAGAGAAAGUGUUUGUGUGUAUAUUUGGUACAGGUAAAUAAAUGCACACAUCCUUUUUAAGUAACUGGCCGCCUACUCUCAGAUUCAGCCCAGAAGGUCUUUUAGUUGUUUGACAAAACUAGUCAUUGCACAGGUUAUUUUUAAUCAAAUUUAAAACGUCCUCAGCUGUGUGCAUUUUUAUUGGCCUGUUGAAGAGAAGCUACUAGGUAAGUGUUGUCACCCAAGCUACGAAGGAAACUAGAGAAGUGACAUACCGGUGAGCACUGUACCAUCAGGAGUGCAGCACAUGCAUGUGUUGUUAGCUAUAGGUUUGAGUCAUUCUGCAUGAAAGGAGAGAGAAAAGCUUUACUGCCUUACUCGGGCAAGGAAUGUCCACGAUUUCAUUUGGCCUAAUGGCAUGAGUUAAGAGGAAGAAAAAGUGGUGCAGAGACGUUCUAGCAACAGGGGAUCAUGGUUGUUUUAAAGUGAAUCUGUAGUGCUGGCUGGCAAAUUCUGCUGUGUGAGAGUCCCGUUAUUUUCAGAGCCAAGACAAAGUCUGCAAAAACUGAAAGGGUGAAUUCUGUAGUUUUAGUUACUGCUGAUGGUAGCACUGCAUCUUUGUGUUAAAAAUCAAGUUGCUGAUUCUUAUUAUUUUAUAUAGAUGCCCAGAUUUUUUGCUGGUAGCCUAAAAACCUAAACUGACAGGAGCAGUGAAGCCCACCGAGCAAUUACUGGGCCCACAGAAGGCGUAAGCAGAUAGAAUAAGUGCCCCAUGGUAAAUGGAGACAGUGUGUGUUUUGGGGGGAGGGGCGGGAGAGGGCAAGUCACAAACCACAGCUCUUCUCUGUGUAUACGUUUAAACUGAGUAUCAUCUUUUUGUGUAUAGUUAAGUUCUCAGAUUUGUAAGUUUUUAUACAUCAUUUCAUUGAAUAAAAAUGGAAUUAAAUGG